Penicillium malachiteum is the source of this 981-nucleotide messenger RNA. Its product is annotated as Rab family GTPase. The transcript is spliced from 2 exons. Lineage: Eukaryota; Fungi; Ascomycota; Eurotiomycetes; Eurotiales; Aspergillaceae. The record is from RefSeq and is a predicted model, not a curated record. Gene Ontology annotation, molecular function: GTPase activity; GTP binding. Bases 1 to 981 code for a protein of 326 amino acids. Gene Ontology annotation, biological process: intracellular protein transport. Gene Ontology annotation, cellular component: endomembrane system.
AUGAGCUCCUCACUCGAGGCCAAAAUCGUCGUCCUAGGCGCGCAAGGUGUAGGAAAAACCUCCCUCGUCCAUCGUUAUGUCCGAAAUUCCUUUAAUCCAAGCACAACAACCUCAACCGUAGGCGCGUCAUUCAUCACAAAACGCGUCCUAGAUACAACUUCCGACACAACUGUCCGUCUCCAAAUAUGGGAUACUGCUGGCCAAGAACGUUUCAGAUCUAUCUCCCGCCUUUACUACCGUGGCGCGCACGCUUGCCUCCUUUGCUACGACAUUACGGAUGAAAAUUCCUUCCAGGAAAUGGCGGGCUGGCUAAGGGAGUUAAGGAAGAAUAUUGGAGAUCCGGCUGAUCCGGAUUCCCCACCCCUGGUUAUUCACGUUGUUGGUACGAAGUCGGAUAUCGUUGCGAUUGAUCCGAGUAAACGACGUGUUCCUUUUGAGAGGACUAUUGCUUAUGUUGCCGAACAACUUUAUCCUUCGAGGGCGAGUACCCCGCCUCCUACGGCUGGGAUUGGGAGUUCCAUAGGUAUGGGACUUGGGUUUGGGAAUUUUGGUCAUGGGAAUAAUGCUGGGAAUGGGAGUGCGGUAUCGGGUGGAAGUGCGGCGAAUGUUUCGAAUGGACCGUUACAGAGUCCAGAUAGUAAACGCAGCUCUGCGUUUUGGGGUCAGGAAAUUGGGUGGGAUUGUUGUCAUGAGAUUUCUGCGAAGGAUGGUGAGGGUAUUGAGGAGGUUUUUAGGGUCAUUACGAGGAAAUUGGUUGAGCAGCGGAAUCGUCGUGAUGCUGAUUUGUUGAGUGCGGUCACUUCACCUCUUGAAGGUCCGACUACGACGUUUGCGCCGGGUACUAUAGAUGGAAUGGGCAGCUUUCGUUUGGGAUAUGGGGAUAAGAGGAGGAGUUGGUUGGGUCUUGCGACGCCGACUGUUGGGGAAGCGGAGGAGGUACAGGUUAUGCAGAGUGCGAAGCGAAAGGAACGGUGCUGUUGA